AUUAUGGUCUGUCGGCCCGACCUGUCUCCUUGACAACGGCAGUUGCUAGGGCCGGAAGAGGGGGGUAUUAUGGCCUGGCCGUUGUCAAGGCAACCUCGGGGAUAUUAUGGGAUGCUUGCUCCCUUUUUUCAUCCCCUUUUCUUUGUGUGUGGGUCUGGCGGGGGUGCUUGAUCCUUCGGUACUGAGAACGGAGAAGCCAUUUUAUAACGCUGUGAGGAGCUAUACUGUACAAAUACAACGACAUUUGACCUGAUAUUAGGAUCGACCCAACGAAAAUAAACACAGGACAUAGUCGGCGAACUGCGGCAACCGGCUUAUAUAUAAAUAUAUAUCUAUAUAUGUAUAUAUGCAAGGCCGCUGAACAUACAAAACAUUUGGAUAAUAAUAGUUUUGUUAAGAACAACCUUUGGAUAUAUUUUGCAUUAGUUUGCUUAGAAUAAGAUUUUUAAGGCGGUAUUUAUGUGUGUGUGUUGCUUAUAACCACGCUUCACUUGAUCCUUCCCUCUCGAACCGGCAUAGUGGAGUACGGACCGAAGCAGACAAAGGACACCCCUUGACAAAAAUAGAAAAUGUCGGGCAGCGAAGAUGAUAUGCCAGAGUUUGGUGAAAACGAAGACCGCUCUCUGCUUCAAGAUAAUGACGAGGAUUUAGAUGAGGACCUCUCUGAAAGUGAUACCCCGAAACCCAAGAAGAAAAAGAAACCCAAGAAACAGAGCAAGACCCCCAAAUCCAAACGAGGGAAAAAGGAGGAUAUGGACGCCAGCUCCCCCGAAGCGGGUGACUUUAUGGUGGAGGAUGACAAGGAGGCCCGAUCGGAGAGUGAAGGGAGUGAUUACACCCCUGGGAAGAAGAAGAAGAAGCAGCGACUGAGCGCCAGGAAGGAGAAGAAGGCGGGAGGAGGAGGAGGGCUGGGGGCAACGCUGGCGGGCAGCGGGAGCAGCAAGGCUAAGAGGAAGGAGCCGGAGCCGGAGGAGGAGGAGGAGGAAGAGGAGGAGGAAGACGAUGAUGACGACUCAAAGGAGCCCAAGACCUCCGCUCAGCUCCUGCAGGACUGGGGGAUGCAAGAUAUUGACCACGUCUUCUCCGAGGAGGACUAUCGAACCCUCACCAACUACAAGGCCUUCAGCCAGUUUGUGAGGCCUCUAAUUGCUGCCAAGAACCCGAAGAUCGCCGUGUCGAAGAUGAUGAUGGUCUUGGGUGCGAAGUGGCGUGAGUUCAGUACCAACAAUCCCCUGAGGGGGAGCUCUGGAGCCUCGGCCGCUGCUGCAGCCGCUGCUGUGGCUGCAGUCGUGGAGAGCAUGGUGGCAAAUCAGGAGGGAGGGGUUGGGGCUUCUGCCCCCAGCAGCACAGUGCCCCCUGCAGCUCCGGCUGAGGCACUGCCGCCGGUACGCAAAGCGAAGACCAAGGAGGGCAAAGGCCCAAAUGCUCGGCGCAAGACGAAAACAGCCCCCAAAGCUCCCGAGAAGAAGAGCAAAGCCAAGAAGGUGGCUCCCCUGAAAAUAAAAUUGGGAGGGUUUGGAAGCAAGCGCAAGAGAUCAUCUAGCGAGGAGGAUGAUCUCGAUGUGGACUCUGACUUUGAUGACGGCAGCAUGAACAGCUACUCUGUCUCGGAUGGAUCCGCCAGCCGCAGCAGCAGGGGACGCCGCAAAGCCAAGGCAACGCGCAAGAAAAAGAAAGGAGAUGAGGAUGCUGAUGGCUAUGAGACUGAUCACCAGGAUUACUGUGAAGUGUGCCAGCAGGGCGGAGAGAUCAUCCUAUGCGACACCUGUCCUCGAGCCUACCACAUGGUCUGCCUGGACCCCGACAUGGAGAAAGCCCCCGAGGGCAAGUGGAGCUGCCCCCACUGUGAAAAGGAAGGGGUGCAGUGGGAGGCGAAAGAGGACGUGUCGGAAGCGGAGGAGGAUGUGGAGGAAGCCGCCGUGGAGGAAGACGAUCACCAUAUGGAGUUCUGCAGGGUGUGCAAGGACGGGGGGGAGUUGCUGUGCUGCGACACCUGCCCCUCCUCCUACCACAUUCACUGCCUCAACCCGCCCCUGCCGGAGAUACCCAACGGGGAGUGGGUGUGUCCUCGCUGCACUUGCCUCCCAAUGAAGGGCAAGGUGCAAAAGAUCUUAACCUGGCGCUGGGGGGAGCCCCCCUCCCCCACCUCGGUCCCCAGGCCUGCCGGCUCUGGACUGGAUGCAUCCCAUCCGAAGCCUCUGCAGGGGCGCCCUGAGAGGGAGUUCUUCGUCAAGUGGAGCAACAUGUCCUACUGGCACAGCUCGUGGGUCUCUGAGCUGCAGUUGGAGCUGCACUGCCAGGUGAUGUUCAGGAAUUACCAACGUAAGAACGAUAUGGAUGAGCCGCCCCCUGUGGACUUCGGAUGCGAGGGGGACGAGGACAAGAGCACCAAGCGCAAGAACAAGGACCCCCUGUAUGCGGAGAUGGAAGAGCGCUUCUACCGCUUCGGUAUCAAGCCUGAGUGGAUGAUGAUCCAUAGGGUGCUCAACCACAGCAUCGAUAAGAAGAACAAUGUGCACUACCUGAUCAAGUGGAGGGAUCUAGCCUACGACCAGGCAACCUGGGAGUCCGAGGACAUGGAAAUCCCGGAGUACGACUCCUUCAAGCAGAGUUACUGGCACCACAGAGAGCUGAUGAUGGGGGAGGAUGGGCGCCCCGGGAAGAAGGUGAAGCUGAAAGGGAAGCUGAAGAAGCUGGAUCGACCCCCGGAGAACCCUGUAGUGGAUCCCACGAUCAAGUUCGACCGGCAGCCGGAUUACUUGGACUCCACGGGGGGCACGCUGCACGGGUACCAGCUGGAGGGGCUGAACUGGCUGCGCUUCUCCUGGGCUCAGGGCACCGACACCAUCCUGGCAGACGAGAUGGGGCUGGGCAAAACUGUGCAGACCGCAGUGUUCCUGUCCUCGCUGUACAAGGAGGGUCACUCAAAGGGGCCCUUCCUUGUUAGCGCCCCUCUCUCUACCAUUAUAAACUGGGAGCGCGAGUUUGAGUUGUGGGCGCCUGAAUUGUACGUAGUCACGUAUGUGGGAGACAAGGACAGCCGAGCCGUGAUCCGUGAGAACGAGUUCUCCUUUGAGGACAACGCAAUCCGAGGGGGAAAGAAGGCGUCCAGGAUGAAGAAAGAGGCGUCUGUGAAGUUUCAUGUGCUUCUUACCUCCUAUGAGCUGAUCACCAUCGACAUGGCCAUACUGGGAUCCAUCAACUGGGCAGCACUGGUGGUGGACGAGGCCCACAGGCUCAAGAACAACCAGUCCAAGUUUUUCCGUGUGCUGAAUAACUACCCUUUGCAACACAAGCUGCUUCUCACAGGAACCCCCCUGCAGAAUAACCUAGAGGAGCUUUUCCACCUGCUCAACUUCCUCACCCCAGAGAGGUUCAAUAACCUGGAGGGCUUCCUGGAGGAGUUUGCUGACAUUGCAAAGGAGGAUCAAAUCAAGAAGCUGCAUGACAUGCUUGGGCCCCACAUGCUGAGGAGGCUGAAGGCCGACGUCUUCAAGAACAUGCCAUCCAAGACAGAGUUGAUCGUCAGGGUGGAGCUGAGCCCUAUGCAGAAGAAGUACUACAAGUUCAUCCUGACCAGGAAUUUCGAUGCUCUGAACACCAGGGGCGGGGGCAAUCAGGUCUCCCUGCUCAACGUGGUGAUGGACCUCAAGAAGUGCUGCAACCACCCCUACCUCUUCCCAGUUGCAGCAAUGGAGGCCCCAAAGAUGCCAAAUGGAAUGUACGAUGGCAGCACACUCACCAAGGCUGCCGGGAAGCUGUUCCUGCUGCAGAAGAUGCUGCGAAAACUGAAGGAAGGCGGACACAGAGUGCUGAUCUUUUCACAGAUGACAAAGAUGCUAGAUUUGCUGGAGGAUUUCCUGGAACACGAGGGGUACAAGUACGAACGCAUCGAUGGAGGAAUCACAGGGGGCAUGAGGCAGGAGGCCAUUGACAGGUUCAAUGCCCCAGGCGCCCCUCAGUUCUGCUUCCUGCUGUCGACCCGUGCCGGAGGUUUGGGGAUCAAUCUGGCCACUGCUGACACUGUGGUGAUCUACGACUCUGACUGGAACCCACACAACGAUAUCCAGGCAUUCAGCCGUGCUCACCGUAUCGGGCAGAACAGGAAGGUGAUGAUCUACCGCUUCGUGACGAAGGCCUCGGUUGAGGAGCGCAUCACGCAGGUGGCCAAGAAGAAGAUGAUGCUGACCCACCUGGUGGUGCGGCCCGGCCUGGGCUCAAAGACCGGCUCCAUGUCUAAGCAGGAGCUUGACGACAUCCUUAAGUUCGGCACGGAGGAGCUGUUCAAGGACGAGUUUGGGGAGGGAGAGAACAAGGAGGGCGAGGACAGCAGUGUGAUCCACUAUGAUGACAAAGCCAUCGACCGGCUGCUGGACCGCAACCAGGACGCUACGGACGACACAGAGAUCCAGAGUAUGAAUGAGUACCUGAGCUCCUUCAAAGUGGCACAGUACGUUGUGAAGGAUGAGGAGGAGGCGGAGGAGGAGGAGGUUCAGCGUGAGAUCAUUAAGCAGGAGGAGAGUGUGGACCCAGAUUACUGGGAGAAGCUGCUGAGGCAUCACUAUGAGCAGCAGCAGCAGGAUCUGGCCAGGAACCUGGGCAAAGGCAAGAGGGUGAGGAAGCAGGUCAACUACAAUGAUGGCUCCCAAGAGGACAGAGACUGGCAGGACGAUCAGUCAGACAACCAAUCGGAUUACUCUGUGGCGUCGGAGGAAGGUGAUGAGGACUUUGACGAGCGAACAGAAAACGCUCGUCGGCCGAGCAGGAAGGGUCUCCGGAAUGACAAGGACAAGCCGCUACCACCCCUGCUGGCUCGAGUGGGGGGCAACAUUGAGGUGCUGGGAUUCAAUGCUCGGCAGCGCAAGGCCUUCCUGAACGCCAUCAUGCGCUAUGGCAUGCCCCCGCAGGACGCCUUCACCACGCAGUGGCUUGUCAGGGACCUCCGCGGCAAAUCGGAGAAGGAGUUCAAAGCGUACGUGUCCCUGUUCAUGCGUCAUCUUUGUGAGCCGGGUGCGGAUGGAGCGGAGACCUUUGCCGACGGGGUCCCACGGGAGGGUCUUUCCCGCCAGCACGUGCUGACCAGGAUUGGGGUCAUGUCCCUUAUCCGUAAGAAGGUUCAAGAGUUCGAGCACGUGAACGGUCAACGGAGCUCAUGCGCUGAGCUUAUCAAGAGGCCGGACUUGAAUUAGGAGAACAAGAGAUCCUGAGACCAGAUCUCCCCCACCCCCAAAACCCCCACCCCCAGCACCCCCCUGGAGACACGCAGCCCAACACACCUGCCACCACAGCCUCCAGCACAGCCUCUUCCACACAGCACCUCGGCCAACAUGUUCAUCUCUCUUCUUUCCACAGAGGAGUCUAUGAAAACAGAGGAAGUGGGGAAGGAGAUGGAAGGCAAGGAAUCUCCUGCAAAGCCAGAGGAGCAGGCUGAGGAGUCUAAAGCCUCAGAAGGGGAACUUAAGGCCGCUGAGCAAUCUGAGAAACCUCCAAAUGAAGAGCGUAAGGAUGGGGAGAAGGAGAAUGAAAUAAAGGAGAGGAAAGCCCAAGAGGGGGAGGUUGUCAAAGGUGACGGUUCAGAAGGCAAGGAGAAAGCAGAGGAGCCGAUGGAAACAGACGCAGUGGAAGAGAAGGAGGAAAAGCAGCUCCCUGUUGAAAAGAUGGACAUCAGCCCUGCUGUAGACAUGAAGAAAGAACAAAAGGAUGAGAAGCCAGAGGCUGAGAAGGGAGCAGGGGGAAUGUUGGCAGCGGAAUCGAAGCUGCAGAACGGAGAGCUGGCGAAGGAGCCGAGCGAGGAGAAGAAGAGAGCCAUGAAGCAGCGGUUCAUGUUCAACAUUGCCGACGGGGGCUUCACAGAACUGCACUCGCUGUGGCAAAAUGAAGAGCGCGCCGCCACUGUCACUAAAAAGACCUACGAGAUCUGGCACCGUCGCCAUGACUACUGGCUGCUCGCUGGCAUCAUCAAUCACGGCUACGCUCGCUGGCAGGACAUUCAGAAUGACCCCAAGUACGGGAUCCUGAACGAGCCCUUCAAGGGCGAGAUGAACCGGGGCAACUUCCUGGAGAUCAAGAACAAGUUCCUGGCACGCAGGUUCAAGCUGUUGGAGCAGGCCCUUGUGAUUGAGGAGCAGCUGCGGCGCGCUGCCUACCUCAACAUGUCGGAGGACCCCUCCCACCCCUCCAUGGCUCUCAACACCAGGUUUGCGGAGGUAGAGUGUCUGGCAGAGUCCCACCAGCACCUGUCCAAGGAGUCCAUGGCAGGGAACAAGCCGGCUAAUGCAGUCUUGCACAAAGUUCUUAAGCAGUUGGAGGAGUUACUAAGCGAUAUGAAGGCUGAUGUGACCCGUCUCCCAGCAACCAUCGCCAGGAUUCCUCCCGUUGCCGUGAGACUGCAGAUGUCGGAGAGGAACAUCCUCAGCCGAUUGGCCAGCCGGGGAACCGAGCCACAGCCACAGCAGGUAAAAUUCAAAGAAUAGAGAAUAAAAACAAUG
Polyodon spathula (Mississippi paddlefish) is the source of this 6488-nucleotide messenger RNA. RefSeq names its product chromodomain-helicase-DNA-binding protein 4-like. Gene Ontology annotation, biological process: negative regulation of transcription by RNA polymerase II; chromatin remodeling. The record is from RefSeq and is a predicted model, not a curated record. Gene Ontology annotation, cellular component: nucleus; NuRD complex; chromatin. The transcript has 38 exons. NCBI's taxonomy places the organism in Eukaryota, Metazoa, Chordata, Actinopteri, Acipenseriformes, Polyodontidae. Gene Ontology annotation, molecular function: ATP-dependent chromatin remodeler activity; ATP hydrolysis activity; ATP binding.